This is a messenger RNA of Neoarius graeffei (lesser salmon catfish), 6849 nucleotides long. RefSeq names its product zinc finger, MIZ-type containing 1a (gene zmiz1a). Gene Ontology annotation, molecular function: zinc ion binding; SUMO ligase activity. The transcript has 24 exons. Lineage: Eukaryota; Metazoa; Chordata; Actinopteri; Siluriformes; Ariidae. The record is from RefSeq and is a predicted model, not a curated record. Bases 573 to 3791 code for a protein of 1072 amino acids. Gene Ontology annotation, biological process: protein sumoylation; regulation of transcription by RNA polymerase II.
ACGCAAAAACAGGAGAGCGGAAGUCGGGCAGGAUCAAUGAGGCAGCGUCAGUGUGAUCAGUGUCCUUAUGGAGAGCAGUCUGGGACGCGUUUUGUUAGCAGCCGCCACGCUUGGCUGUGGUAAUAGAAUAGCCCGUGUAAUUUGACACUUCAACUUGCCGUGCUCUACGCUAGUUGAUUCAGGCAGAGUCGCACUCCGGUGAAAUCCUUCUGCGCGUUUUUCCUGACUGUUUUUGCAGAGGAGACGGAAAACAAGAAACGAUAGUCUAGCCUGCGCUGCUCGGGCUGAGGCGCAGAGGGGUUUGCGCUCGGAUCAGAGCUGAAAGUGCGCUGGAGGCCGGUGUAGCUCCGAGCAGGGACAGAAGGAGCUUCCCCGCCGACUCUAUGAAGGGAGGGGAGGGGGAGGGGGGGGCAAGUCACCACACCACAGGCCUGCACUGCAAACAGAUCAGCUCUAUGAUUGAUGAGGAUAUACGAGUGGAUUUGCUAAACACUAAACAAAGAAACCUACUGCGUCCUCUGAGAGAAGAACUUUAAUGGCUUCCAGGUAGAGAGAAAGAGACAGCAAUCAAGAUGAAUUCGAUUCCUUCGAUGGACAGGCAUAUACAGCAGACCAAUGACAGACUGCAGUGUAUCAAACAGCACUUACAGAACCCGGCCAAUUUUCAGACAGCAGCUACAGAGCUGCUCGACUGGUGUGGAGACCCGAGAGCUUUCCAGAGGCCCUUUGAGCAAAGCCUGAUGGGAUGUCUGACGGUGGUGAGCCGUGUUGCCGCACAGCAGGGUUUUGACUUGGACCUGGGCUACCGGCUCCUGGCUGUGUGUGCAGCCAACCGGGACAAGUUCACCCCAAAGUCAGCAGCACUGCUGUCAUCCUGGUGCGAGGACCUGGGUCGGCUCCUCCUGCUGCGGCACCAGAAGAAUCGGCAGAACGAAACCCCAGGCAAAGUGCCUAUGCAGCCACCCAUGAACUCUAUGAAGCCCUCGCUCUCCCAUGGUGAUGGGUCCUUUCCGUACGACUCCGUUCCCUGGCAGCAGAGUGCCAACCAGGCCCCAGGCUCACUAUCAGUGGUGACGACUGUGUGGGGGGUGACCAAUACAUCACAAAGUCAGGUGUUGGGCAACCCCAUGGCUAACUCCAACAACCCCAUGAACCCCGGAGGCAAUGGAAUUGGGUCUGGCAUGUCAGCCAACAACCCAGGGCUGAACUCCCCUCAGUUUCCUGGCCAACAACAGCAGCAGCAACAGCAGUUCUCAGCCAAAGGUGGCUCCAACCAGGCCUACAUGCAGCAGGGCAUGUACGGGCGAGCAGGGCAUCCUGGGGCUGGAGGAUUCAGCGGGAGUUACCCGGGUGGUCCGAAUGCUCCAGGUGGCAUAGGCAUGCCCCCUCACACUCGGCCUCCGUCCGACUUUACCCAACCUGCCGCCGCUGCCGCUGCCGCUGCUGUCGCCGCCGCCGCCGCCACUGCAACAGCCACUGCCACGGCAACUGUGGCUGCCCUACAGGAAACCAACAAGGACAUGAACCAGUAUGGACAGAUGUGCUCAUCGUUUCAGAUGGGCCCUGCGCAGGGCUAUAACAACCAGUUUAUGAAUCAGCCCGGACCCCGGGGGCCGCCAGCCAUGGCAGGAGGCAUGAACCCAGCUGGCAUGGGUGCUGGCAUGAACAGCUCCAAUAUCAGUGGCCCUCCAAUGGGCAUGAACCAGCCCCGGGCACCAGGAAUGGGGCCGUUUGGAGCCCACGGCCAAAGGAUACAACAGCAAGGAUAUGCAGGCCCCAGACCUCAGUCCAUGCCAAUGCAGGGCACAAAGCGGCCCUAUCCUGGAGAGCCCAACUAUGGGGGACAGCAAUUUGGACCUAAUGGCCAGUUUCCCAAUCAGCAAGGACAGUACCCAAACCCUAACGCCUCCAGAGCCCUGCCUUCUCCCAGUUACCCCGGCCAGAGGAUGCCAGGCCAGCAGGGCGCAGGCCAGUACCCGCCUUCAGGGGUACCCAUGGGCCAAUACUACAAGCAGGAACCAUUUAAUGGCCAAAACAACAAUUUCUCCGGAGGUAGUUAUGGCUAUAAUCAAGGCAGUGGGCCUCCGCGGCAGGUUGUGAACUAUCCUCAUUCACCUGUUCCUGGGAAUCCCACACCACCCAUGACUCCAGGAAGCAGUAUCCCUCCAUACCUAUCGCCCAACCAGGACGUCAAGCCUCCGUUUCCUCCUGAUAUGAAACCGAAUAUGACGUCUCUGCCUCCACCACCAGCUAACCCCACUGAGGAGCUGCGGCUGACCUUCCCCGUACGUGACGGCGUGGUGCUUGAGCCGUUCAGACUGGAGCACAACCUGGCUGUCAGUAACCACGUCUUCCACCUGCGGCCCUCUGUUCAUCAAACACUCAUGUGGAGGUCUGACCUGGAGCUGCAGUUUAAGUGCUACCACCAUGAGGACCGGCAGAUGAACACGAACUGGCCAGCGUCGGUGCAGGUCAGCGUUAAUGCCACGCCACUCACCAUCGAGAGAGGAGACAACAAGACAUCCCACAAACCCCUGCACCUGAAGCAUGUGUGUCAGCCAGGAAGGAACACCAUCCAGAUUACUGUCACAGCCUGCUGCUGUUCUCACUUGUUCGUGCUGCAGCUGGUGCACAGGCCGUCAGUGAGAUCCGUCCUGCAGGGCCUGCUCAAGAAGAGGCUCCUGCCAGCAGAACACUGCAUUACCAAAAUAAAGAGAAAUUUUAGCAGUGUCGCAGCGUCCUCUGGGAACACGACACUGAACGGAGAGGAUGGCGUGGAGCAGACAGCCAUCAAAGUGUCACUUAAGUGUCCCAUAACGUUCCGGCGGAUCCAACUUCCAGCCCGGGGACACGACUGCAAGCAUGUGCAGUGUUUUGACCUGGAGUCCUACCUGCAGCUGAACUGUGAGCGAGGGACGUGGAGAUGUCCUGUAUGCAAUAAAACCGCAUUACUGGAAGGUCUGGAAGUGGACCAGUACAUGUGGGGAAUUCUCAAUGCCAUCCAAAAUUCGGAGUUUGAGGAGGUCACUAUUGACCCUACAUGUAGUUGGCGGCCGGUGCCCAUAAAGUCUGACCUGCACAUAAAGGAGGAUCCAGAUGGCCCUCUGGCCAAGCGCUUUAAAACCAUGAGUCCCAGUCAGAUGAUCAUGCCUAACGUGAUGGAUAUGAUUGCUCAGCUGGGGCCAGGACCCUCACCCUACACCUCCCUCCCCCCUCAGCAUGGAGGGAACAACACAGAGUACACCAGCCAAGGCAACAGUUACCAGGGCCAUGGAAACUUUGACUUUCCACACAGUAAUUCUGGUGGAGGAGCUCCAAUAAAUGACUUCAUGCACGGCCCUCAGCUUUCGCACCCUCCGGAUGUACCCAACAACCUCAUGGGCCCUGACAAACCUCUGAGCCACGGCAUGACCGACUCGAUGCCUCAUCCUGUGAGUGCUGAGCAAUCCCAUGCUUCCAUGCCACCAGGAAUGCACGUAUCGCCCCACCCCAACAGCCAAUCUGCACAGCCAUUACAUCACAGCGGCCCUUCAUCUGGCCCGCCCCCACGCCAAGCCCCGCCCCCACAGCAGCAACAGCCUGGCCCCAACAGCCACACGCAUGGAGACAUGACCUUUAACCCUGGUGCUGAGGGCCAGGUAGGCGGUCAGGGAGCAGCAGACAUGCCCGAGCCCUCUCUCGAGCUGCUGCCCGAGCUGGCCAACCCAGAUGAGUUACUGUCAUAUCUGGACCCCCCGGACCUCCCAAGCAACAGCAAUGAUGAUCUGCUCUCCCUCUUUGAGAACAACUGACUUCCCUAACCCACCUUUACCCGAGGCACUGACAAGUUCAGCUGUCAGGAGUCAAGCAGAGCCCUGACCACCAAUUUAGUACUUUACAACCGCGAAACACUCGUCCUCCCUCUGCCUCUACUUGUGUAAAUAUCUCACUCUUUUACGGACGUCCUUUUUCCACACAUGUAUGGCAGCCAUGUUGGUUGGCACUAAAGUGAUAUUUCAAUACUAAUAUGAAAAAAAAAACUGUGCAGCUAUAAUCAUAAGAAUAUAUGUCACACAGAACUGUAUGUGUGCUCACUAGGAAAGUGUUGUAGCAUUUUUUAAUUCAGAUUUUUUUCCUUUUGUGAAAAGCAAGACCUGAAUAGAAAAAAAAAAUACUUCCUGUACUGGCUUAUGUGUGUGUGUCCCCUGAGCAUUCUGAGGUUUGUUCUUCCAAGCUUUAUGUCCAUAGCUUCCCAGAUCUCCAUCUAGUGUUUUUGACUGGAUGUGUCCUCACUGUAUGUCAGAGGUCCCUUGGAAAAAGCACAACAACAUUCAGCAGAACUGCAGCAGGAAGACCUGAAAAGGAGAACAUCACAGGAGCAAAAGGCUGCAUCACAGUCACUGAGAGGUUUAGCAUCCUAGCGAUGCGGUACUCCCAUCUCACAGACUAAUGCCAGGCCUCCGCAGUCCUCUGGAGCUCAUGUGGAACGUGUGAUGUGUGGGAAUCCCCUUCAGAUCGGCAUAUCAUAUCUCAUUUUGUCCAUCAUAUUCACUCAUGAGUGUUGUAUUCAAAUCAAAACAUGUUCCCGAGGGCAUUGUGACAAUUCAUUUCACUGUUUUUUGUAGGAACACCAACAUAUCGAUACUGUAUGUGUGAUGACGUGCGUCAAUAACCAGCACUGUACCUCCUUCACAAAUCUCUCCAUCUCAGAGUACUGUGCAAUCCAAGUCAGUGGGCAACACAAUUCAUUUUUGUAACGUAAGAAGUAAUGCAAUCACUUUUUAAAGAGUAGUUUGAGUGUUAAAACAUCCGUAUGCUCUGUCAGCUGUCUCUUCUGGGAGGCUUUCCCCAUUUAAUGCAUGAGCUUUGUCCCUCCCAGGCCUGUGAUGUCAUGAAUAACAAGAACUCCAUGUGUGCAUACAGUGUGUUCAUUGUGCACUCGUGCCAAUCCCACGUUGUUUUAGUGACUGAACCAAGUGUAGACUGAUUUUCCUUUUUAAAUCGGUGCGUUCAGACGUGUUCCUCUGUCCUGUUUUUAAUCAUUUGAAACAUGAACUAUGAUCAUGUAAGGACUACGUUUGUUAUGCGCAAUGUAUUGUUCAUGAUAUAAUUCCUGUUUUCCCCCGUUGUUGUAACUCUUUAAAUGUACAGUGUAUGUGCGUUUAUUACAAAAUGGCCAUGUAUUACCAAAGUUCUGCGUAGUGAUUGGAGGAGAUGGCCCAAACCUGUCGUACCGAGAUAAUAAUCUUCUUUUGAGAUGGUUAAGCAUGUGACACCUUCACUUCCACCAGUGCAUUCACAAAACAAUAUAAUUAUCACAUAGUAUUGUAUGGUAGAAUAUUUUUAUGGUCUUUUUAUGGUAGAGGUUACACGUCUGUGUACAGGUCGACAUGAUCUGUUUUGUUUUUAUUCCCAUAAGCCCCUGAAAGAGUCUCAGAAACAAUAUUUUCCCCAUGAGGCCCAACUCAAGGCCUCGUCAAAAAGGAAACCACUUUCCACAUCAGAUUACUGUUUCAGAGUUGUUGUAUGAAGAAACACAAAAUAUAAAUUCAACACAAUAGGAGCUGCAAAUAAAUAUGCAUUAGUCCUCACUUAUUUAAAUUCUGUUAAUCAUCAGAAUGUACUGUAUGUUAUUUGCUUCAAGUUUUAUUUUCUUUCCAGUUGGUGCUCGAACAAUACAGUCACUUGUUCGAGCUUCACAAAUGCAAACAGCUGAAUACCGUUCAAAAUGUCUUUUAUUUUUCAAUGUUCAUUUCCAUUUUAAGUUAUUUUGUAUCACAGACUUUUGGUGUUCGGUUAUGAAUGGACCUUACGUUCAUUGCUGACACAUUUUAAGUCCUUUUAAACAGGUAAAUGUGCUUUAGCCCGUAGCCCCAGUUGAUUUGUAAUUCACUUGUAUGGUUGGUUGUUUUUUUGUGUUUUUUUUUUUUUUAACUGAUGCACUGCCAUGUUAUUGUUCUUACUUUGUAGACACCUACAAACAGAAACUGAACUGAACUGAACUCUCCACUUGCACAUUGGUUACACUGCAGGUUGUUGAGACAAGUCCCUGUUUUAGACCUGUCACUUACGGUAGCUGUACAGUUAUUGAAGAAGGAAGUGAGUCGGUGUUGAGACAGUUACAGUGAAAUGAAUUCGACGCUGUUUGUACCUGAUUCAGCCACAGGUCUCAGUGGGAAAUGGUUUUGAAAGAACGCCCAAGCAGGGGACAAUAAGGGAUGCAUGUACAUAUGUAAAUGACAAAUAGAGACACGUUAACAGAAAUGUAUUCAUUUUCCCCAGGGGAAUGUGCAUUGUGUAUUUAGAAUUUGUAAAGCUUGCAACCUCCUAUCAGACUCGAAUUGGGUAAAAUGAAUCUGUGUUUGUUAGCGUCUGUGGAACCUCUUUCCAUUUUUCUGUUCUUUCGUUUCACUUAUGUAAAAUAUUUCCAACGCCUCCUAGAAAAGGGGAAUUAUGGGGGCAAAGAGACACACUUGUUUCACCUUUGUGUAAUUAGCUUCAGUGUAUUGCUUCAUUACCUGUGUACUCUAUAAGGUGCUACAAAAGAUGAAGAAAAUCCUGGGGAAUAAUUUGGAGGAUGGGGCAUGGGGCCUGGAGUGGUUCCAAAAGAUUGUAACCAAAUUAAUAGUUUGUACAAUUUUGAUAUCACGAUCAGAGAGAGAAAAAAAAAGGUACAAUCUGAGGUGAUUGGCGCCUAAAGUGGCAGUUGUCUUUUUUGUUUUGUACAUUCUGUGUACAAUCAUUUCAUAUUCUAAACUGUUCGGAAGAAAAAAAAACUAAUUGUGAUUUUUAGUCUUGCAAAACUGUAUGUAGUUAGAUGCUGUGACAUCCUAAUAUUUAUCUAAUAAAUAUGUAUUCAGAUGAAACAUA